Molecule: messenger RNA, 1257 nt
Organism: Diospyros lotus (date-plum)
Lineage: Eukaryota; Viridiplantae; Streptophyta; Magnoliopsida; Ericales; Ebenaceae
Product: BAG family molecular chaperone regulator 4-like
Exons: 4
Coding region: 306-1079 (257 amino acids)
Biological process (GO): protein stabilization
Cellular component (GO): cytoplasm
Molecular function (GO): adenyl-nucleotide exchange factor activity; protein-folding chaperone binding
Source: RefSeq, a predicted model, not a curated record
GACCAUCGAGCGGCAACCGACCAUCCAACCACCACCCGCUCCAGCACCAGCUUAGGAAGAAGAAGAACUCGUCGGAGGAGUCGUGAGUUGAAAAGUUGCUGUCCUGUCCCACUGUCUGUCUUCAUCAGUGUGUGUUCCAAAGCUCCUUUCCCGGCCUCUGUAUGCUUUUAAUUAUCAUUUUUUACCUUUUAAGUUUAACCACUCCUCACUGAUCAAUUCAAACCCCUCUCAUCUCUUUCCAUCUAUUUUUAAUUUCUUUCUUUCUUUGCCUUUUACUGGAUUGACUAUCAGUUGAUUUGGUGACCAUGAAAAGAUCGUCUACAGAGAAAGGCAGCCGUGGCCGGGAUGGUGUCGAGUCCAAUUACAAGGGGGUCGCCAUUGACUGGGAGCUCAGGCCCGGAGGCAUGCUUGUUCAGAAGAGAACCGUUGACGAGAAUUCCAGCGCCGGCGGAGGUCCGACGAUCAGGAUCAAGGUCUCUCAUGGCUCCUCUCACCGUGAUAUCUCCUUGCCUGCUCAGUCCACUUUUGGGGAUUUAAAAAGGGUUCUUGCCAAUGAAACUGGCCUGGAGCCCAAGGAGCAGAGGCUAUUGUUCAGAGGGAAAGAAAAGAACGACGAAGAAUAUUUGCACAUGGUGGGUGUAGUAGACAUGUCAAAGGUGAUACUACUGGAAGAUCCAGCUAGCAAAGAGAGGAAGCUCAAGGAGAAGAAGAGAAAUCAAUGUAUACUAAACGCCUACCAGGCUGUAGCCAAAGUCCGAGCAGACGCGGAUAAGCUCCCUGACCAGGCUAUUUCCCUGGAGACAAGCGUUAAAAAUGGUACUUCUGUCGCGGACAAGGACUUUGUCGUCUUGACGGAGUUGCUUAAAUUAGAUGCCAUUGAGGCUGACGGGGAAGCCAAAGUGCAGAGGCAGGUCGAGUCAGGUUCAACGAGGUCGGAGUCUCAUGGACUAAAGGCGGCGAAUUCCAAUCCUUCUAGCGCUGUUUCAGGGAGUGCAAAGUGGGAAACAUUUGAUUGUGGAGUAGGGGGCCUCAGUGCCCCCAAAAACCAGACAAAUCAAUCGGGACUGGGAACUCUUUGAUAGAUUGAACACUACCUCUAAUCGUUUUGGGUUUGGUGGGGGUGUGUUCUCAUAUUGAGAGAAUAAAUAUAAUUAUAUUAAUUGAUGUCGUAAUUUUCUGUAAUUUUUUAUUACAGAAAUACUGUUAACUAAUAAGAAAAACACUUAUUCAUGAAUAUAUGUAACAACAUUUGGAAAA